AUGGGUUAUUUUACCUGUUCUGAGAGUGUACUGAUUCGUAAGUGGAAACAAGAUUCUGAGAGGACACAAGACAGGAUGGGUUAUGAGUACCAGCUCACCCCUGGUCAGUGCUGUGGGAAGUGUGUCCCUAUAGGCUGCGUUGUCAUACUGCCAAACAACUCUACACACCUAUUAAAGCCGGGCAUCAUUUGGAGCCCCCCUGGACUCCCCUGUUUGAAGUUUGAGUGCGUGCAGAUCGCUAAUCAGUUCAUCACCGUCGAGGCUAAGACCGUCUGUCCUCCCUACGUCGCUGAAGACUGCAUACCGGGAACUGAGACCAUAGCUCCAGACGGAUGCUGCCGUGUCUGUAUUCCGAGGGGUCAACCGUGCAGUGUGUCCACCACUCCUGUUUACCUGGAGAGCCAGGGCUGCCACUCCAAAGAGAGGAUCAAUGUCACAUCCUGUAAUGGAGCAUGCGGUACCUUCACCUUCUACUCCACCAAAAUGAGAGCCUUGCAGCACACCUGCUCUUGCUGCCAGGAGCUGGCCACAUCUGAGCGGAAGAUCCAGCUCUCCUGCCCCGACAACUCUGAGCUCACCUACACCUACACCCACAUUGACGCCUGCGGGUGCCUCAAGACAGACUGCUCCACCUUUGGCCACAGUGUAAAGGCGACCACUCUCUCCAGCAACAAGUCACGUCGAGGCGGGAGAUGAGGAAAAAAAACCUGGAUAUUGUGUAAUGAGCGUAAAUUAAUAGGACCAGAAUUGAAUCUGUGUCAGCUUUAUCUGCAUACAUGAUUCCUCUAUUUAUGUCGAAUGUAUUAGCGUUCUUUAGCGUGAUAAG
This is a messenger RNA of Morone saxatilis (striped sea-bass), 826 nucleotides long. Its product is annotated as intestinal mucin-like protein. Bases 1 to 696 code for a protein of 231 amino acids. The record is from RefSeq and is a predicted model, not a curated record. Gene Ontology annotation, cellular component: extracellular matrix. Lineage: Eukaryota; Metazoa; Chordata; Actinopteri; Moronidae. The transcript has 6 exons.